Messenger RNA from Rhododendron vialii, 2081 nucleotides. RefSeq names its product proline--tRNA ligase, cytoplasmic-like. Gene Ontology annotation, cellular component: cytoplasm; aminoacyl-tRNA synthetase multienzyme complex. The coding region runs from base 242 to 1774 and encodes 510 amino acids. The record is from RefSeq and is a predicted model, not a curated record. Gene Ontology annotation, biological process: prolyl-tRNA aminoacylation. Lineage: Eukaryota; Viridiplantae; Streptophyta; Magnoliopsida; Ericales; Ericaceae. Gene Ontology annotation, molecular function: ATP binding; proline-tRNA ligase activity. The transcript is spliced from 13 exons.
AUAUCUUAAUUUGAACUAUAAUGCAUACACGAAUAGUCAGUAGCUCACACGAUAGCCUGCGAAACACGCGGAAUUACACUAGUCCCCAUAAGAGAGAGAGAGCCAUAAGAGAGUGAGAGAACGGCACCGGCGGCGGCAGUAGAAGAAGAGGAGGAGGAGAGAACUGCUACGACUCACUCCCUCUCUCCAAUCCCUGUUGAACGUCACGACCUGGUGUUGUGCUUUGGAUUAAGGUAGCACUAUGGCUGGUGGCGGGGCCAAGACUUCAACUACCAACACGAACACUAGGAAAAAGAAGGAAGUCAAAAAAGAGACCGGUCUGGGUCUGUCCGCCAAGAAGGAUGACAACUUUGGGGAGUGGUAUUCUGAGGUUGUGGUCAGUGGCGAACUGAUUGAGUAUUAUGACAUAUCUGGCUGUUAUAUCCUACGGCCAUGGACAAUGUCUAUUUGGGAGAUCAUGCAAGCCUUUUUUGAUGCAGAAAUUAAGCAGAUGAAGAUCAAGAACUGCUAUUUCCCUCUUUUUGUGUCCCCUGGUGUUUUGCAGAAGGAGAAGGAUCACAUAGAGGGUUUUGCUCCUGAGGUUGCCUGGGUCACAAAAUCAGGCCAAUCUGAUUUAGAGGUGCCUAUUGCCAUUCGUCCUACAAGUGAAACUGUUAUGUAUCCCUACUAUUCUAAGUGGAUAAGAGGACACCGCGACUUGCCUUUGAAACUUAACCAGUGGUGCAAUGUUGUUAGAUGGGAGUUCAGCAAUCCAACUCCAUUUAUCAGGAGUCGUGAGUUUCUUUGGCAGGAGGGGCAUACAGCGUUUGCUACAAAGGAGGAGGCAGAUAAGGAGGUUCUUGAAAUAUUGGAACUGUAUAACCGGAUUUAUGAAGAGUACUUGGCUGUUCCAGUUAUAAAGGGCAAGAAAAGUGAGCAUGAGAAGUUUGCCGGUGGACUUUAUACAACUAGUGUUGAGGCUUUUAUUCCAAACACUGGUCGUGGGAUCCAAGGUGCAACUUCACACUGUUUGGGGCAAAAUUUUGCAAAAAUGUUUGAGAUAAACUUCGAAAAUGAUAAAGGUGAAAAGGCUAUGGUCUGGCAGAAUUCCUGGGCCUACAGUACCAGAACGAUUGGAGUGAUGGUGAUGGUUCAUGGGGAUGAUAAAGGCUUGGUGCUGCCACCAAAAGUAGCUGCUAUCCAAGUUAUUGUGAUUCCCGUUCCUUACAAAGAUGCUGAUACUAAAGGGAUCUAUGAUGCCUGUGAUGCAACUGUGGAAACCUUGACUAAAGCAGGUGUUCGUGCUGAAGCGGACUUCAGGGAUAAUUAUUCACCCGGUUGGAAGUACUCACAUUGGGAAAUGAAAGGUGUUCCUCUUAGGAUUGAAAUAGGACCUAAAGAUCUUGCCAAUGAACAGGUACGUGCCGUUCGCCGCGAUAAUUCAGCUAAAAGUGAUCUCCCAAUGGCCAGUUUGGUUGAACAUGUAAAAGAUAUGCUCACUAGUAUCCAACAAAGUUUGUUUGAUGUCGCGAAACAAAAGCGAGAUGCCUGCAUUCAGGUUGUGAAAACUUGGGAUGAAUUUGUUGAAGCACUGAGCCAUAAAAAAAUGAUCUUGGCUCCUUGGUGUGAUGAAGAGGAGGUGGAGAAAGAUGUGAAAGCACGUACAAAAGGUGAGAUUGGAGCUGCUAAGACACUCUGUUCUCCCUUUGAACAGCCUGCACUAGAUGAAGGUACAUUGUGUUUUGCCUCAGGCAAACCAGCCAAGAAGUGGACCUACUGGGGGCGAAGUUACUGAUUAUCAAUUCGACUGUCUUCUCUCUUUUGUUUUGCAACUUGUGCAUGUCCUGGAUUUUGAUAAUUUAGGUUUGACAUCUGGGUUUAGUGAUUGGAGCGCCCAUUAAGAUUAUGCUCUCCUCUCUCUGCUUUUCGAAGAAGCUACGGGAGGUUGGAUGAGCGAGCAUUCCUGUUAUGACUUGAGUUACCCUCGUAUCGUAUCUGUGAUUUUGACGUUUACGUUUUUAUUUUUUACUUGAUACUAAUUGGCACGUUGACAGUUUAUAAUCUCUACUUGAUAAAUGACGGUGUUAUUUUCUUGAAAGAAA